This is a messenger RNA of Labrus mixtus (cuckoo wrasse), 11922 nucleotides long. RefSeq names its product dynein, axonemal, heavy chain 12 (gene dnah12). The transcript is spliced from 73 exons. The record is from RefSeq and is a predicted model, not a curated record. Gene Ontology annotation, biological process: microtubule-based movement. The coding region runs from base 1 to 11913 and encodes 3970 amino acids. Gene Ontology annotation, cellular component: dynein complex. NCBI's taxonomy places the organism in Eukaryota, Metazoa, Chordata, Actinopteri, Labriformes, Labridae. Gene Ontology annotation, molecular function: ATP hydrolysis activity; dynein light intermediate chain binding; dynein intermediate chain binding.
AUGGCCACUUCUCCCGGACUAUUAAAAGCCACAGCGGUGAAGGAGAUAUCAAAGUUUCCGGUCUUGCCCCCGAUUGAAGGAACGCAGCAGCGGGAUGAGGUUGCACAGGCCACUGCAGCAAAGGACGAGAUAGCCCAAAGAAUACGUGUUCAGAAGAAACUACUGCUGCACAGGAGGAGUAAAGUGCGACAACAACAACUCCAUAAGAUACUGAUGUCAAGAGCAAUCGAAACCUACAAACAGAGCAAAGAGAUGGAAGCAGUUUGCAGCAAUUCACCAGAGCCACAAUUUCCACCUUCUAUGCUCAGUGAGGAGCGGAAGCGAAGGAUGAACCACAUGUUUCUGAAGCGCUGUGUGGAGAGCAGCCCAGUGGCUCCAAUCCAGCAGCAUUGCAUAGACUCCAUUGUUGCCAGAGUUGCACAUAAACUCCAAGAGACUCAUAAGUCCAAAACACUUCUACAGGAGCUCUGCAUGGAAGUCAGUAAUGACUUCCACAGUGUGAUCGUCAGGCACACAGUGGACACAGUACUAAAGAAUCCACAGAAAGAAGGACCUAACUCAGGGGCAGCUACACAAACAGAACUUGUUGAUUUCUCCCAACCCUGGCAUCAAAGUUUUACCAGAAGCCGCAAGCUUAUGCAAAAAAAUCUACACGUUCUUCACCCCGUGAUGCAAACCGUCCUUGAUAUUGGCUACGUGACUUUUUCUUCACUAAUCCUGGUUGAUCUCGCUGAAUGUCGGGCUUCAGGACCCGUAGACUGUAAGGGCCUGCAGAACAAAAUGGCUGUGCAGUGUAAGAGGACAGAAGACCGUAUCAUGAAUACCUGGUUUCCAAAAGUCAUCAGCUUAUUGACAAGUAAGGAAACACUGAGGAGAGUUAAAGAGGAGAAACAGGACUCCUUCUUCAGAUGUGCAUCAACCCUCAUCUCAAAUCAGUUGAAAUCGGUGCUUCAUAAAAGUCUAGAGGAGUUUGUCGGUCUGUUUGAUCCAAGCAAUGGUCAGUGCCUGCUCGUCUUUCGCAUGGCCUUGACCUUCGAUGAUGAAAAGAUGGAAAUUUAUCCCACCUUACAAGAUCUAAAAGCUGCUGUCUUUGAGAUUCUUUAUGCCAUUACAAAUACACUGCAGAAAGUACAGACCAUCCAGUCAUGGCUUCUACAAGGGGCAUCAUUUUUUGUGGAUGCAAAGGUGGCCGAUCACAUUCUUUCUUGGGCAAAGGUCACUGUCAAGUCCGCCCUGUGCAAGAAUCUAGAAGAACCUGACAAACAUUUCCAGAACUAUGUUGAUAACUAUGACUGGUUGGUCAAUGGAACUGCUAAAGCUAGGGUGGAGAAAUUCAUGAAAGAGGAGCACUCUUUUGAGGAAUACACUAAGCAAGUGGAGGAGUUUCGUUCUCUGUCAAAGGAGAUUAGCAGCCUCCCAGCCAAAGCCCACUUCACAAUGGUCCAUCUGGACUGUGAAGAGCUUAAGCAAGGCCUGGCCAACAAAGCCAAAAACUAUGCUGAAAUACUUCUGAAGAAACUCAUCAUCAGCCACCGAGAGCAGAAUCUACAGAUCUGCUCAGAAUUUGAAACCAUCAGAGAGAAGGCUGUGAAAAUACCAGAGACUACAGAGGAGAUGACUGAGCUCAUUGGUUACAUUCAUUUAAUUAAGACAAAUGGUAUUGCACAACUUAAUGAAAAAAUAAAGGAAGCCUACUGCAGACUGACCUACCUCCUGCAUGUCCACACCAUUGAACCAGAGGAUCAAGAACUGAAUUCAACUCUCUUCCUCUGGCCACAGAAAAUCCUCCAUGCCUUUGAGCUCAAUGAUGAGGUGCUGCAGAAAGCCAAGAAGAAAGGGCAACAGGAGUUGAUUGCUAGAAGAGAAAGAUUGAUUGUUCAGCUGGAAAAGUUGGGUCGCAGGAUAGAGGAGUUCCCAUUGUGCUCUGAGCUGGAUAUGAUGCAACAGUAUAUUAAGGAUGUCAAAACAGUUCAGAAACUUCUCCAGGAGGCUGAGGAGACCAUCGUCUUCAUUAACAGACAGGAGGACUUUUACAAAUGGGAGCAAACGUGUUACCCAGAGGUUGAUGUCAUCAGAGACAGCAUUGAACCAUAUCAUAAAGUGUUUGGACUUGUCCUGAAGUGGCAGCGCACAGAGAACAGAUGGAUGGACGGUUCCUUCCAGGAUCUAGAUGGCGAGAGCAUGGAGGGUAAGGUGGAUGAUUUCUUAAGGGAGACCUUCAAGAUGCUCAAGUUUUUCCAACAAAAACAGAAUAAGACUGAGCAAGAAAUGGAGAAGAUGGCGGGGGCGACUAAGCGACGCGCUAGUGUGGAUAGUCCUAGGAAGCAGGAAAGCCCCACAGUGUUUUUGUGCUCAACUGUUAUGGAGCAAAUCAAAGAAUUCAAGGAACACAUCCCUGUAGUGUCAAUCUUGUGUAAUCCAGGCAUCCGAGCUCGCCACUGGGAACAGAUGUCAGAGGUAGUGGGGUUUGACCUCACUCCUGACUCUGGUACUACACUGCGCAAAGUUCUUAAACAGAACCUGACUCCAUACCUGGAACAGUUUGAGUCCAUCAGCGCUGCUGCUAGAAAAGAAUUUUCCCUGGAGAAGGCUAUGCAAACCAUGUUGCAUGUUUGGGAUGGGAUUUCUUUCCACCAUCAGCCUUACAGAGAAACUGGAGUGUCAAUUCUGACUGCCUUGGAUGAGAUCCAGACAAUGCUAGAUGACCAGAUUGUGAAGACUCAGACUAUGAGAGGCUCACCGUUCAUCAAACCAUUUGAAAACGAGAUCAAGCGAUGGGAGAAGCGUCUUCUCCGAAUCCAGGAAACCAUAGACGAGUGGCUGAAGGUGCAGGCCCAGUGGCUCUAUCUGGAGCCCAUCUUCUCCUCUCAGGACAUCAUGCAGCAGAUUCCUGAGGAGGGACGACUUUUCCAAACUGUUGACAAAAACUGGAAAGAAGUUAUGAGGCAUUGUGUAAAGGACUCAAAGAUUCUGGCAGCUACCUCACUGCGCGGUUUGCUAGAGAAACUGCAAGAUUCCAAUAACCUCAUGGAAACCAUCAUGAAAGGAUUGAAUGCAUAUUUGGAGAAGAAGCGUCUCUUUUUUCCACGGUUUUUCUUCUUGUCCAAUGAUGAAAUGUUGGAAAUCUUGUCUGAGACAAAGGACCCACUGAGAGUGCAACCCCACCUGAAGAAGUGCUUUGAGGGCAUUUCCAAACUCGACUUCCUACCCAAUCUGGAUAUCCAGGCCAUGUAUAGUAGUGAGGGCGAGCGCGUACAGCUAAUCCAGAAUAUCUCAACAUCUGAAGCCAAAGGAGCGGUGGAGAAGUGGUUGGUACAGGUGGAGGAUCUGAUGAUUCGCAGUGUCAGAGAUGUAGUGGCUCGGUCCAGACUGGCUUAUGCAGAAACUGCCCGGAGCCAGUGGGUGAAGGAGUGGCCUGGCCAAGUGGUGCUAUGCACUUCCCAGAUUUUCUGGACCUUGGAGGUUCAUGAAGCCAUAAGAGCAGGGGCUGAUGGUUUAAAGACCUACUACCAGCAACUCCAGAAUCAGUUGAAAGACAUUGUAGGGCUGGUGAGAGGGAAACUGCCCAAACAAACAAGGACCACUUUGGGAGCCCUGGUUACAAUUGAUGUCCAUGCCAGGGAUGUGGUCAUGGAUCUCCUUGAGAAAGGCAUAUCAUGUGAAACAGACUUCCAAUGGCUAGCCCAGCUUCGUUACUACUGGAACAAUGACAAUGUCCGUGUUCGCAUAAUUAACUGUGAUGUUAAGUAUGCCUAUGAGUAUCUGGGAAACUCACCACGUCUGGUCAUAACUCCACUGACUGACAGAUGCUACAGAACACUGAUCGGGGCUUUCUACCUACAUUUGGGUGGUGCACCUGAGGGUCCAGCUGGAACAGGAAAGACUGAAACCACAAAAGAUCUCGCCAAAGCUCUUGCUGUGCAGUGUGUGGUCUUCAACUGUUCUGAUGGACUUGAUUACCUCGCUAUGGGCAAAUUUUUUAAAGGUCUAGCGUCAUCUGGUGCGUGGGCAUGCUUUGAUGAGUUCAACCGCAUUGAGCUAGAGGUGCUGUCUGUAGUGGCCCAGCAGGUUCUGUGCAUCCAAAGGGCUGUCGAGCUGAAACUGGAGUAUUUCGACUUUGAAGGGACAAUGCUCAAACUCAAUUCAAACUGCUUUGUGUCCAUCACAAUGAACCCUGGCUAUGCAGGACGUUCAGAACUCCCGGACAAUCUCAAGGUGUUAUUCCGAACAGUGGCCAUGAUGGUCCCAAACUAUGCCCUAAUCGCAGAGAUCUCUCUGUAUUCUUACGGCUUCCUCAAUGCCAAACCACUGUCAGUUAAGAUUGUGAUGACCUACAGGCUCUGCUCGGAGCAGCUGUCCUCCCAAUUCCAUUACGAUUAUGGCAUGAGGGCUGUCAAAGCUGUUCUUGUGGCUGCAGGAAAUCUCAAGCUCAAGUUUCCUGAUGAGAAUGAGGACAUACUGCUCCUGAGGUCAAUAAAGGACGUCAAUGAGCCCAAGUUUCUGUCCCACGACAUUCCACUGUUCAAUGGAAUCACAAGUGAUUUGUUCCCGGGCAUCUCUCUCCCUGAGGCCGACUAUCAGCUGUUUCUGGAAGCUUCAGAGGAGUGCUGUAAGAAUCACAACGUUCAGCCAACACAGGUUUUCUUAGAGAAGAUGAUCCAGACGUAUGAGAUGAUGAUAGUCAGACAUGGGUUUAUGCUUGUGGGAGAACCUUUUGCUGGAAAGACCAAAGUGCUUCAUGUUCUAGCUGACGCACUGACUCUCAUGAAUGAAAGAGGGUACGGCGAGGAGGAAAAGAUCAUCUACAGGACAUUGAACCCAAAGUCCAUCACCAUGGGACAGCUCUUUGGACAGUUCGACCUAGUUUCCCAUGAGUGGACAGAUGGGAUUGUGGCCAACACAUUUCGUGAGUUUGCGUCUGCUGACACAUCGGAUCGUAAGUGGGUGGUGUUUGAUGGCCCUAUUGAUACACUGUGGAUUGAGAGCAUGAACACUGUGCUGGAUGACAACAAAAAGUUGUGCCUGAUGAGUGGUGAGAUCAUCCAGAUGUCCAAUCAGAUGAGUCUAAUUUUUGAAGCCAUGGAUCUAUCACAGGCCUCUCCUGCCACAGUCAGCAGAUGUGGUAUGAUUUACAUGGAGCCGUCUCAGUUGGGCUGGGAGCCCUUAGUAAUUUCCUGGAUGAACACUCUUCCUGAUGCUCUUCAGAGCCCUGACAACCGCUCCCUGCUGCUGGAGCUCUUCCACUGGCUGCUGCCGCCUGCUCUCAGGAUUCUGCGUAAACACUGCAGAGUGGUUGUUUCCACUAACAACAGUAACACUGUGGUGUCCUUGUGUCGACUCUUUGAGAUGCUUCUCACAAACCCUGUACAGAAAGCUCCAGGGGAUAAAAAUAUUUGCACCUGGAUCAUGGCAGGUUUUGCCUUCGCCCUGGUCUGGUCUGUGGGUGGCAGCUGCGAUGCAGACAGCAGAGAAAGGUUUAGUGAAUUCUUCAGGGGGAUUGUGUCAGGAAAGGAAGAAGAACAUCCUUUCCCUGCCGCUGUGGGGAAAUGGGAGUGUCCAAUGGACGAGAAAGGCCUGGUGUAUGACUAUUUCUAUGAGUUCAAAGGAAAGGGUCGCUGGAUUCACUGGAAUGAUGGCAUCAAGAAUGUCAACCUGGGGGACAAAACCACCAAAGUGCAGGAGAUCAUUGUUCCCACCAUAGAUACAGUUCGUUACACCUACCUCAUGGAUCUUUGCAUCAGCUAUGGAGUACCUCUGCUGUUUGUUGGUCCUACUGGCACAGGAAAGUCAGUAUAUGUGAAAGAGAAGCUGAUGAACAAUUUGGACAAAGACCGCUAUCUACCUUUCUUCAUCAAUUUUUCAGCUCGGACUAGCGCCAACCAAACUCAGAACAUCAUCAUGUCCAGGUUAGAUAAGAGAAGGAAGGGGGUGUACGGCCCCCCCAUGGGAAAGAAGUGUGUCAUCUUUGUAGAUGACAUGAACAUGCCUGCGCUGGAACAGUUUGGAGCUCAGCCACCAGUGGAACUACUUCGACAGUAUAUGGACCAUGGAAACUGGUAUGAUCUGAAGGAUACCUCCAGGAUCAGUCUUGUUGACCUACAGUUCAUUGCAGCUAUGGGUCCCCCUGGUGGUGGAAGGAAUGCUGUGACAUCCCGCUUUCUUCGGCACUUCAACAUAUUUAGCAUUAACGCAUUCAGUGAUGACACCAUGGUUCGCAUCUUCUCCAGCAUUGUAGCUUUUUACCUGAAAAACAAUGAAUUCCCACCUGCAUGUUUUACCAUUGGCAGCCAAAUAGUGACAGCAACAAUGGAAGUGUACAAGAAAGCCAUGGAGAAUCUGUUACCAACUCCGGCUAAGUCUCACUACACCUUCAACUUGCGGGACUUCUCACGCGUUAUCCAGGGCUGCUUGCUGCUUAAGAAGGGUUCUCUGGAGAACAAGCGCACGAUGAUACGCUUGUUUGUCCAUGAGGUGCUCCGCGUCUACUAUGACCGCCUGGUGGAUGACAAAGAUCGAGCAUGGCUCUACCAGCUGAUGAACGGCAUCCUCAAAGAACACUUCAAAGAGAACUUUGACCAGGUGUUUGAACACCUGAAACAAGGCGGUAAACUGGUUGAAGAAGACAUGCGGAAUCUUCUGUUUGGCGACUACAUGAACCCUGACCUGGAGGAUGAUGAGCGUUUGUACGCUGAGGUGCCAUCAAUGGACAGCUUUUCAAAUGUAGUGCAGUCUUGUCUCGAGGAAUACAACCAAAUGCACAAGAAUCACAUGAACCUUGUCAUCUUUCGGUAUGUCCUUGAGCAUCUGUCUCGUAUCAGCCGUGUGUUGAAGCAGCCGGGAGGUAAUGCCUUACUAGUGGGAGUGGGAGGCAGUGGACGCCAGUCAAUCACCCGUCUGGCGACAUCCAUGGCCCACAUGACCAUGUUCCAACCAGAGAUCUCUAAGAGCUACGGCAUCAUUGAGUGGAGAGAUGACCUGAAGAUGCUGCUGAAAAAUGCUGGGGUGAAAGGUCAGAAAACCGUGUUCCUGCUAACUGAUGCUCAAAUCAAAGAUGAGGCUUUUCUAGAGGAUGUGGACAGUGUGCUGAACACAGGGGAGGUUCCCAAUCUGUUUGCAAUAGACGAGAAGCAGGAGAUCAUGGAGACAGUACGUCCUAUUGCCCAGGCUGGUAAUAAGAACUUGGAGUUGAGUCCUUUGACUCUGUUUGCCUUCUUUGUGGCGCGUUGUAGAGAGAACCUGCAUAUUGUUGUGGCCUUCAGUCCUAUUGGAGAUGCCUUUCGAAAUCGCCUCCGCCAGUUCCCGUCCCUUAUCAAUUGCUGUACCAUUGACUGGUUCCAGCCAUGGCCAGAGGAGGCUCUUGAGCGGGUAGCCAACUCCUUCCUGGAGUCAUUGGAGAUGAGUGAAAAUGAAAGGAAGGAAGUGGUACCCAUCUGCAAGACAUUCCAUACCUCUGCCAAAACUCUCUCUCAUCGAUUCCUCUCUGAACUGGGUCGCCAUAAUUACGUGACACCCACAUCCUACCUGGAACUGAUUGCAGCUUUCCGGCUGCUUCUCACUCAAAAAAGAGAUACUGUCAUGAAAGCAAAACAGAGGUAUACCAACGGUCUGGAUAAACUAGCCUUUGCUGAAUCUCAGGUUGGUGAGAUGAAGAAGGAGCUUGUAGACCUACAGCCCAAACUGGAACAGGCAAAAAUAGACAACACCAAAAUGAUGAAGGUGAUUGAGGUGGAGUCUGUAGAGGUGGAGGCUAAAAGUAAAAUUGUACGUGUUGAUGAGGAAGCAGCAACUAUAAAAGCCGAUGCGGCUCAGGCUCUGAAGAAUGAGUGUGAGAGUGACCUGGCCGAGGCCAUCCCUGCCCUGGAGGCUGCUCUCUCCGCCCUGGACACUUUGAAGCCCUCUGAUGUGACAAUUGUAAAGUCGAUGAAAAAUCCCCCUUCAGGGGUGAAGCUGGUCAUGUCAGCUGUGUGUGUGAUGAAGGACAUAAAGCCGGAUAAGAUAGCUGACCCAGCUGGGACUGGAAAAAAGGUUUUGGACUACUGGGGUCCGAGCAAGAAGCUACUGGGUGACAUGAACUUUUUACGAGAUCUUAGAGUAUAUGACAAAGACAACAUUCCUGUCCAUGUGAUGCAAAAGAUCCGUAGUGAGUACAUGACUAAUCCUGAAUUUGAGCCCAGUAUAGUGGCAAAGGCGUCCUCUGCAGCAGAGGGCCUUUGCAAGUGGAUCAAAGCAAUGGAGGUGUAUGACAGAGUGGCAAAGGUUGUGGCUCCUAAGAAGGCAAACCUUGCAGAGGCGCAGGAGUCGCUAGCUGCUACCAUGGCCCUGCUGGACCAGAAGAGAGGUGAACUAAAGGAGGUUGAAGACCGUUUGGGUGCCCUUCAGAAAACCUUUGAGGAGAAGACAGAGGAGAAGGCCCAGCUGGAGUUCCAGGUGGAUUUGUGUGCCAGGAAGUUGGAGAGGGCAGAGAAACUUAUUGGUGGUCUGGGCGGAGAGAAGACCAGAUGGUCUAAGGCAGCAGAUGAUCUGCAGAGCACAUAUGACAACCUGACUGGAGACGUUCUCAUUUCCGCUGGGGUCAUCGCUUACCUGGGGGCCUUCACUGCUGGCUUCAGACAGGACUGCACCAAGUCAUGGACUAAACUCUGCCAAUCCAAGAAAAUCCCAUCAUCAGAUGACUUCUCCCUCAGUAAGACCCUGGGAGAUCCUAUUAAGAUUAGGGCCUGGAAAAUUGCAGGCCUUCCCAGUGACUCUUUCUCUAUCGAUAAUGGUGUCAUUGUCAGUAAUUCACGAAGAUGGCCCCUAAUGAUCGACCCUCAGGGUCAGGCCAACAAGUGGGUGAAGAAUUCAGAGAAAGACAACAACCUGAGUGUGAUCAAGCUGACAGAUGGGGACUACAUGAGAACUUUGGAAAACUGCAUUCAGUUUGGAACACCUUUGCUCCUGGAAAAUGUAGGGGAGGAGCUGGACCCAUCGCUGGAACCAUUGCUGCUCAAACAAAUCUUCAAACAAGGCGGUGUGGAUUGCAUCAGGCUUGGGGAGAGUGUUAUUGAAUACUCCUGUGAAUUCCGUUUCUACAUCACCACUAAGCUGAGGAACCCACACUACCUACCAGAACUGGCUACUAAGGUAUCUCUGCUUAACUUCAUGAUUACCCCAGAGGGCCUGGAGGACCAGCUACUUGGGAUUGUGGUCGCCAAGGAGAGGCCAGAGCUGGAAGAGGAGAGAAAUGCACUAAUCCUGCAGUCAGCUGCUAAUAAGAGACAGCUAAAGGAAAUUGAAGACAAGAUCUUGGAGACACUGCAGUCGUCUGAGGGAAAUAUCCUGGAGGAUGAAAGUGCCAUUGAAAUUCUGGACUCUGCUAAAAUCAUGUCCAAUGAGAUUACCAAGAAACAGCAGAUUGCAGAGAAGACAGAGAUCAAGAUAGCAGAGUCUAGAGAAGGUUAUAGAGCCAUAGCCAAGCACUCCUCCAUCCUGUUCUUUAGCAUUGCUGAUCUCACCAACAUAGACCCCAUGUACCAGUACUCUCUCAGCUGGUUUGUCAACCUCUACAUUAACUCUAUUCAAGACAGUAACAAGUCCAAGAUCCUUGAGCGGCGGCUUCGAUACCUGAUUGAUCAUUUCACCUAUAACCUCUACUGUAACGUCUGUCGCUCUCUUUUUGAGAGGGACAAACUUCUCUUUUCAUUCCUCCUCUGCAGCAAUCUUCUGUUGGCAAAAAAGGAGAUUGAAUACUCUGACUUAAUGUUUCUACUGACUGGAGGAGUUGGUCUGCAGAACACUAUUGCCAACCCAGACCCCAGCUGGCUACAGGACAAGAGCUGGGAUGAGAUUUGUAGAGCCAGUGAUCUGCCUAGCUUACAAGGAAUUAAAGAGGCUUUCAUCAAAAGCCCAGAAGACUUCAAGCCCAUUUAUGACAGCAAAGAGCCAUGCAACACUCCUCUGCCCACUCCCUGGUGUGAAGAACUUAAUGAGCUGCAAAAGAUGAUCAUUGUUCGAUGUCUCAGGCAGGACAAGAUAGUGCCAGCUGUGACUCAAUACGUGACUGGCAAACUGGGCAAGAAAUUUGUCCAGCCCCCUCCCUUUGACCUGAGUAAAAGCUACUUGGACUCAAACUCCACCAUCCCUCUUGUGUUUGUGCUGUCCCCGGGAGCGGAUCCCAUGGCUAGCUUAUUGAAGUUUGCCAAUUACAAAAACAUGGAUGGUGCCAAGUUCCAGUCCAUCUCUCUGGGGCAGGGCCAGGGACCCAUUGCUGCCAAAAUGAUAUCCACCGCCAUGCAGGACGGGACGUGGGUGUGUUUGCAGAACUGUCACCUGGCUGUUUCCUGGAUGUCCACCCUGGAGAAAAUCUGUGAGGAUUUCAGUCCAGCAACAUGCCACCCUGACUUUCGACUUUGGCUCACAAGCUACCCUUCAGCCAAAUUUCCAGUGACCAUCCUGCAGAAUGGGGUGAAAAUGACUAAUGAGCCUCCUACUGGACUCCGCCUCAAUCUCUUGCAGUCUUACUUGUCAGAUCCUGUUUCUGACCAAAACUUCUUCAAUAACUGCCCCGAAAAAGAGCUGAUUUGGGAGAAGCUACUGUAUGGCCUGUGCUUCUUCCAUGCUCUUGUUCAGGAAAGAAAGAAGUUUGGUCCACUGGGCUGGAAUAUUCCCUAUGGUUUUAAUGAAUCUGACCUACGUAUAAGCAUCCGACAGCUACAGCUAUUUGUGAAUGAAUAUGAUAAGGUUCCCUUUGAGGCUAUAUCUUACCUGACUGGAGAGUGUAACUAUGGCGGCCGUGUGACAGACGACUGGGACAGGCGGCUCCUGUUGACCAUCUUAGCAGAUUUCUACAACAAGGACAUCAUUAAGACACCUCGCUACCCCUUCUCACCUAGCGGUGAAUACCACGCCCCACCCAAAUCCAACUAUGAGGACUACAUUGAAUUCAUCAAGGAACUUCCAUUCAGCCAGCAUCCAGAGGUUUUUGGGAUGCAUGAAAAUGUAGACAUUUCUAAAGAUCUGCAGCAGACAAAGCUGUUGUUUGAUUCCCUGCUGCUUACCCAGGGUGGAGGAGCUAAGGGAGGUGGUAGCUCUGGGAGCGACAACACACUGUACGACAUAGCAAAUGACAUACUUACCAAGCUUCCCACUAACUUUGACACAGAAUCAGCUCUGUUGAAGUUCCCAGUGCUCUAUGAAGAGAGCAUGAACACUGUACUGGUCCAAGAGAUGGAGCGCUACAACACGCUGUGUAGUACCAUCCGUGUGAGUCUACAGAAUCUGUUGAAGGCCAUCAAGGGCUUGGUGGUGAUGGAUGCAGAGCUGGAGGCAGUUGCGGGCAGUCUGAUUGUGGGCAAAGUCCCAGAGAAAUGGGCCAAGCGCUCUUACCCCAGCCUCAAGCCUUUAGGCAGCUACAUUACAGACUUUCUCUCAAGGCUUAAGUUUCUGCAGGAUUGGUAUGAAGCAAAUAAACCGAACGUGUUCUGGCUGUCUGGCUUCUUCUUCACCCAGGCAUUUCUGACUGGCGCUAUGCAGAACUACGCCCGAAAAUACCACAUCCCAAUUGACCUGCUAGGCUUUGAGUAUGAGGUUCUUCCUAUUGAUGAGUCAGACACAUCGCCAGAGGACGGGGUUUAUGUAAAUGGAAUGUUUCUUGAUGGAGCUCGGUGGAACAAAGAAAGUGGAGUUCUGGCUGAGCAGCAUCCCAAAGUCCUGUUUGACGUAAUGCCAAUCAUCUGGAUAAAACCAACUCAAAAGAGCACCAGUCAGCAGAAGCUGUUUGUCUGCCCUCUCUACAAGACGAGUGAGAGGAAAGGAACACUCUCUACCACAGGCCACUCCACAAAUUUUGUCAUAUCCAUGACGUUGCCCACUAGCAGGCUCCCUCAGCACUGGAUCAAGCGUGGUGUUGCCAUGCUCUGCCAGCUUGACGACUGAGUUCAGACA